AUGGAAUACAAAGUUGGAACUAUUUCAACUAAGGCUGAUUUAACUACCAAAGAACUUAGCUACGCAAAAAAGGAAAUCAAGAGCGCGGUAAGAAAAGUCGACACUUUGCCUUUUGCUUUGACCCCUAAAACCCCAAAUGGAACAACUCCAAAGUUGAAAGACAUUAUGAAGGCUCAAAAACAACACCGUGAAACUAAAGUUGAUGAAGACAAACCCACUUUUAGAGUGUGCAUAAGAAUUCCAGAUACCAUGAAAAGAGUUAAUAUCCCUGCGAUUGGAAAGAAAAUUGAUGCGGUUGCACAAAAGCCGGUGGCUCAGGAAAUAGGCUAUACUGUCAAAGGGCAUUUAUAUGUUCAACUUAAUGACAAAGAUUUUGCUGAUAAAGCUGCAGAAUGGAUCCCCAAAGUUGACCCUACUUAUUCAGUGCUUGACACAGAUUCUUGGUACAAGGCUGUACUUCAGGAAAUACCUAAUACGGCAUCGAUUGAAGACUUGAAAGAAACUCUCUACAAUUUUAAUGAUUACCAUAUUGUUUUGAAUACCGAACCCAAAAUCAUUAGCAGAAACCAAUUUACCCAAACAGCAUUGGUUUCAUUCAGAAAUGCCCAAGACUAUGCAAAGUGUGCUGAUAAUCUUAUUAUCCAGUACACAAAAGUUAAAUUUACAAAUCGAGAUAUGGUUACCAUUUUGGUUAAAGACAUUACAAUUGUCAAUGUCUAUAAUCAACCGAAACCAUCCAAGAAAUACCCUGAGCCACCGGUUUUUGAGUUUCUCAAACGGGAGAUCAAGGAACAAUACUCAAAGAUUGUCAUUGCAGGUGAUUAUAACUUACAUCACAAGGAAUGGGAGUCAAGGGCAGGUCCGAAUACGGAAGCAGAUGAAGUUGUUGAGUGGCUACAUGAAAAUGAUAUGAUGUUAAUUACUCCAAGAAAUCAAAAAACAUACAACAAUAGAACCAAUAUUGAUUUGGUUUAUGGCUCAGUGGACUUACUUCAUAGAAUUUCAUUUAGUGGAGUGGAUGAAAAUACACUAAGUGAUCACUCAAUUGUGGAGUGGGACAUCUAUAUGUCUCAGAGUAAAAACGGGGAUGAAGUUUUUACUUCGGUGAAGAGAUUGAAUAUUAAGAAUGCAGAUUGGGAAAAGUUUGACAAGGAGCUUUCUUCUGCCAUUAAAGAUUUUAAUGUGCAUAACAAAACUCUAAAAUCAACUGACCAAAUUGAUGACCAAGCUAAAGUUCUUGAGGAGGUUGUAAAAAGAGCAAUGGCAAAGUCGAUGAAGGAAGUUAAGGUGAUGAAAAAGUCCAAACGUUAUUGGAAUCAAGAAUUAAGGGAGAAGUUAGAAAAAGCGCUAGAAGCUAAAAGGGAAGCCCGUCAAAGGCAACCUUCUUUGGCUUUGAAACGACAAAAAAUUGAAGAGGCGAAAAAAGCUAGAAAAAUUUUUGACCACAGUUUGCGUGAAGCAAGUACUGAGCAAUGGAAUAAAUAUUUGUCUAGUUUAGAAGGAAAUGACAUUUGGAAGAUUUUGAAACAUGAAAUAUGGAAGGCACUUCUACCUGAAAUUGAUCAUGGUCUUGAUAGAGAGUUUGAAAUUGAUGACGAUUCUCGAUGGCCAAAAUUAGAGUUUGAUGAAGUUGACUCUGCAUUGGCUGAUACCCCAAAUGAUAAAGCUCCAGGAGACGAUGGAAUUACUGGCAAAGUUUUAAAGAUGGCAUGGCUGAAUAAAGACUUUAAGGAAAGGUUUUUCAAGCUUCUCCAAGCUUGUGUGAAGUUUGGAUACCACCCAAAAGUCUGGAGACAUGGCAUUAUUGUUGUUAUACCUAAACCUAAGAAACCUGACUAUUCAAAGCCAAGAGCAUACCGACCAAUUUCCUUACUUAAGAUUCCAUCUAAAGUACUGAAAAAAUUAUACAAAAAGAAUGACCAAGCUUACAACACACUUACUUCCACCAGAGCAAUAUGGGGAAGACAAGGUUAUUGUGCUACUGAUGCUGUUUUGGAACUUGUCCAAAGAAUUGUAACUAGUAAGGAAAAAAUUUCAGCUAUGCUCAUUGAUAUUCAAGGAGCUUUUGAUAAUGUUAACAGAAAUAUAUUGGCACACACAAUGGAGGAUAUGAAACUACCCAAAGCACUUAUAAACUGGACGUACCAAUUUGUAAGUGAAAGAGAAGCUAGUAUGCUCAUGGACCGAAGAAAAGGAUCAGUACAAAAAAUUAGUACUGGAAUUCCGCAAGGCUCACCUAUUUCACCACUACUUUUUUUGAUAUAUUCCACACCAAUGUAUCAUGCCAUUAAAGAAUGGGGUGGAACUCCUUUUGGCUUUAUUGAUGAUGUGACUAUUACCGUUGAAGAUGAGAAAGUGCAACUUACUUUACCUAAUGGAGAACUUCGUGAACCCCAGAAGGAAGUUAAAUUGCUUGGAAUUACUUUGAACAAUCUGCUUGAUUUUAAAUCUCAUAUUUUGAAUAAAAUCAAUAAAGCAAGAAAAGCUGUUGGUGCUAUUUGGCAUCUUGGUGGCGUGCAAAAAGGUAUGCGAGGGUCUGCAGUCAGAUCACUGUAUAUUGCUUGCGUGAGACCAAUUGUCGAAUAUGGCUUAGAAAUUUGGCAUCACAAAAUUUUGAAAGGAGAAAUCCACAAGUUGGAAGUAAUGCAGAAUAUGGCUUUAAGAAGAAUUGUUGGUGCUUAUCGCACAACUCCUAUUGCGGUACUACAAAAGGAAGCUGGUAUUAUGCCAUAUAGUAUUAGGCUAAAAUUUAUGGUGGCACGAAAAGCUAUUCGUUUACACCUAAAUAUUAGCAAAACUAAUCCUAUUAAUGGUCAUUUGUUAACAUUGAUUGAGAAAUCUCCAAUUGCAAAGCUAACCACGCUUUACAUGUUGGCGAAAGAUGAUAGAGACUAUAUGAUUAAAAUAGAUGAAAACGAAAAUGCAAGAGGGUUGAACCUCUUACACUGA
Messenger RNA from Magnusiomyces paraingens, 2949 nucleotides. RefSeq lists its product as uncharacterized. The record is from RefSeq and is a predicted model, not a curated record. The transcript is spliced from 4 exons. The coding region runs from base 1 to 2949 and encodes 982 amino acids. Gene Ontology annotation, molecular function: catalytic activity. NCBI's taxonomy places the organism in Eukaryota, Fungi, Ascomycota, Dipodascomycetes, Dipodascales, Dipodascaceae.